Molecule: messenger RNA, 2466 nt
Organism: Naegleria gruberi
Lineage: Eukaryota; Heterolobosea; Eutetramitea; Acrasida; Naegleriidae
Exons: 1
Coding region: 1-2466 (821 amino acids)
Biological process (GO): regulation of DNA-templated transcription
Cellular component (GO): RSF complex
Source: RefSeq, a predicted model, not a curated record
AUGACAACUAAAUUUAUUGUAAAACUAAUAGAUGGUGGAUCAAAGAAAAACAAUGAGAAGGAAACUAAAAAGGAAUCUUCAUCAUCGGAUGAUCAAUCAGCCAAGUGGAAUGUAUUAUUAAAGAUGAGAAACUCUAUUCAAAAGCAAAAAAAGAAGCAAUCUAGCCUACUUUUAUCUAAUACUUUAAAAACACAAUUCGCACCAAGUCCGAAGACAAAUGACUCAGACAAUGCAUCUUGUAUUUCAUUAGACUUUGCAAGCUCAACUAUAGAGGGUAAUAUUCAAUCCAUUCUAGCAUCACAUAUUGCACAACUUAAAGUUGAAUAUUUGAGAUGGAAAAGUUCACAAAAAUCAUUAUCCGAAGCUACUCUUCCAAUUGACAAAACAACCAAUUCUAACAUGUUCUUAUCAUGUCCUAUAGAAAAUAAUUAUUCGAAUGUUGGAGAAGUUGAUAUGCUCAUGGGAGCAACAUUUAGAAAAGAGCAAGAUACAACCGAACCAGAGAAAAAGAAAAGUCGAGCAUUAUUUGAUGACAAAUCAGAUCAAUCUCUUAGUCCUGAGGCAUUCAAAAAAUUAGUGGAAUCAAACAAAUCAAAAGCUCACGUUCUUAUACAGGAUGAAGCAGCAGGAAAAACAAAGUUCAUAUUAGAUUCUCUUCUUUCUGGAGAUUCAUAUUUACUCUACUUUGAUUUUGCUAUAGACAUGAGAGAAUUUGAAAGAAGACAUCAAUCUGUGAGUGGUAAUUUUUAUGUUGGAAAUAAGUUUAGUGCUUCUAGCCCAAAAGGAUCAAAAAGUUUAAUUGGAAAAGCAGGAUUUAAACAUUAUCCAAAAGCACAAAAUUUAGUACAUGAAACAUUCUACGAGAAUUUACUUCAAAAGUUUGGAUCUGCCACCAAGAGUGGUAAAGAGAAACCAAUGUACAUGAAUCCGACUGAGCAUUGCAAAAAUUUCUAUAUUGUUAGGAGAAGCUUUUUACUCUUAAUAUAUGUGCACAUGUUUGAUCUGUUGGCAUAUUUACAGAUGAAGAAAGAUCGUAAGAAAUUACUUGAAUCAAGCCCAACUACUCCAACAGAAUCCACUAACACGAGAAGAAGUACAAGGCAAAAAAAACCAGAAGAAAAUUUAUCUAAAGAAGAUUUGGAAGAACAAGGUGAUGCAUCUCCAAUGGAUUAUUAUCUUUUUAGAAAGUUUGAAAAUACUUCACUUUCUAAAAUUUAUACAACUAUUCUAUCUAAUGUUAAUACCAAGUUUACAUCACAACAAUUUUGCCAAUAUUUGACUGAUUAUCUUAUUGGACACUCACAAAAGAGUGAAAGUGUAAAUAUUAAUCUAGUAUUUGAUCAAAUUCAAGAAUUGGUGGAUCACUCUAAGUUUUUGUAUAUAUACAAGUCACGUUUCGAUCAUGAUGGAUGUCAAACGCAAGUACCUGAGGCAUCUUAUUAUUCACAUAAUGUUUUCUCAAAUAUUUUCGGUAAUAGUUCUGGAAAUGGAAGCGAGUUAUUGAGUGGAAACGGAUCAUCUAGUUAUCAGCCAAUCAUUGAACCAGUAAUGGAUGCUAUUCAAUAUUUUUCGAAACAUGCAGAGGAGGGAGUUUCUAGAGUUUUAAUAGGAAGAACAUUUACAGAGACAGCUGGAACAGAGGUUGAAACUUCAACAUCUUCAAGACCAAGAAGAUCUACAACACUUCCAAAAGUCUAUCUCAAGGAGAAAAUUUCAUUACUUCGAAAAUUACCUCUGAAGCAGUAUGAGCUUACCAUUGUACCUGAUAUCUAUAAUUAUAGUGAAAAUGUUGAAAAUAUCAAGAAGGUAUUUUCAUAUUAUUUCCCAUUAGUAGAUAUUUCUGAGCUGAUUGAAAAUAGUUUUGAAAAAUUAUUAACGGAAGAAUGUACACCAACAUUUAACAAUCAUAUUCUUUUUGAUACAAUAAUCUCUGGUCUGUUGAAGGAUAAAUUUACCAAGUUGAACUCUAAGAAAGCAAGUGACCUGGAUCCAGAGCAAGAAUGGCUUUCUAACGCACUCUCAAAUAUUCUUUUCAUGACCUAUCCAACAAUAUUUUCACAGAAUGUACAACCUGAAAAAAAGAGAAAGAGAGCAGCAAAGAAAGAGGCUCCAGUUGACUUUGAAAAUCUAGAACUUCCUGAUGAAGAUGAGGAAGAGUAUCAAACAGAAGAAGAGGAGGAAAAAAAGCCAAAGAAAUCUCCAAAAAAGAAGAGUACUCCUAAGAAAGAAACUAAGAAAAAGAAAGCAACACCAAAAAAAGAAAAGAAGGUGGAAAAAAAGGAGAAGGAAGAAAUUAAGGAAGAGCAAAUGGCAGAGAAAAAAGAAGAGCCUUCCACACCUGUAAAGGAAGAAACUGAAAGCAAAGAAGAACCAAAAGAGGAACCUUCCACUCCAAAAUCUAAAUCAAAGACCAAGAAAAGUCCAGGAAGAGGAAAAAAGAAAUCAACACCAAAAAAGACUAAGUAA